AUGCCCGCGCGUGUGGUGUUGCAGAGGAACGCCGGCAGCAGCUCCGACGGCACGGAGGACUCGGAUUUCUCCACCGAUCCCGAGCACACGGACAGCUCCGAAAGCGAUGGCACCUCCCGGCGCUCGGCGCGCGUCACCCGCUCCUCGGCCAGGCUCAGCCAAAGCUCCCAAGAUUCCAGCCCAGUUCGCAAUCCACCAUCAUUUGGAGCAGAAGAGCCUGUUUAUUCCACGAGGAGAGUAACUCGCAGCCAACAGCAGCCCACUCCCGUGACUCCAAAAAAAUACCCGCUCCGACAGACCCGUUCCUCUGGAUCAGAAACUGAGCAAGUGGUUGACUUUUCCGAUAGAGACACUAAAAACACAGCAGAUCACGAUGAGUCUCCACCUCGCACCCCUACGGGAAAUGCCCCUUCCUCCGAGUCCGAUAUUGAUAUCUCCAGUCCAAACGUAUCCCAUGAUGAGAGCAUUGCCAAGGACAUGUCCAUGAAGGAUUCGGGAAGUGACCUGUCUCACCGCCCUAAGCGCCGCCGCUUCCACGAGAGCUACAAUUUCAACAUGAAAUGUCCCACUCCUGGUUGUAACUCUUUAG
Tinamus guttatus (white-throated tinamou) is the source of this 589-nucleotide messenger RNA. NCBI's taxonomy places the organism in Eukaryota, Metazoa, Chordata, Aves, Tinamiformes, Tinamidae. The record is from RefSeq and is a predicted model, not a curated record.